AUGGAAAAUUAUCCUAGUACUUUUCGUGCAACACCUGCAUCGACAUUUCUGUACAAUUCAUCGCUAUCAAUAGAUGCUUAUCAUUACUGUAAUCGUGUUGAUAAAUGGUACAAGGAACACCUCAGUCCUGAUAAAAAUGAUAUUGUAAAGCGUCACGGUUUACUUCCACCAUUUACUCAAUUCGGAAAAACUUCCGCUCUCAUCCUAAAUAUUAAAGCUCAUCUUUCGUCCACGUACGAUCUUCGCAUUGACCUUCAUGCAUUCUUCCCGAUCCAUCAACUCCAACUACAACAACACUCUAUUGAAGAUAAUGAAGGCCAACACAUUGAUCUGCCAGACGAAUCUCAAACAGCACCGACUGCGUUCGUCACCAGAACUAACGAUCCCAAUGACACAAACAGUUCCUCGUUGACAACAGCAUUCUACGCCGUUAUUCUUCCUUACAAAACCAUUCCUCGACAUAAUAAUCAAUCAACCAUCUCGAAUUCCGACUCAUAUCAAAACUAA
Molecule: messenger RNA, 507 nt
Organism: Adineta ricciae
Lineage: Eukaryota; Metazoa; Rotifera; Eurotatoria; Adinetida; Adinetidae
Source: the annotation of a GenBank genome assembly